GUUGUAUAUCAAAUUCCUAUUGAAGGAAAUAAAUCAAAAUCAGCUGGAAGCAUUUCCUCGGUUUUGCAAUGGAUUUUUUAUCAAUUAAAUUCUGCAGAUACUUCGGUUGAAAUAUCAGAGUUAACAAGAUUCUUUGGAUGGAAUUUAUUUUUUAUGAAUGAUGUCCGAGAACUUAUUAGAGUAAUACAGGAUGAUAUCAGAAAAAAGAUAAAGAAUACAAAAGUAGACGGCGCAAUUUCUAAACUCUUUGUUGGCACAAUAAAAAGUUAUAUUAAAUGUGUUAACGUAGAUUAUGAAUCUUUACGUAUUGAAGAUUAUUAUGGUAAAACAAAUAUUAUUAUACUAUGA
This is a messenger RNA of Racocetra persica, 348 nucleotides long. NCBI's taxonomy places the organism in Eukaryota, Fungi, Glomeromycota, Glomeromycetes, Diversisporales, Gigasporaceae. The record is from the annotation of a GenBank genome assembly.